Molecule: messenger RNA, 804 nt
Organism: Fulvia fulva
Lineage: Eukaryota; Fungi; Ascomycota; Dothideomycetes; Mycosphaerellales; Mycosphaerellaceae
Product: putative beta-galactosidase C
Exons: 2
Coding region: 1-804 (267 amino acids)
Source: RefSeq, a predicted model, not a curated record
AUGCAAGGAGGUUUAGCAGCGGGCUUCAGCGCAUGGCUCAAUCGAGAGCUUGUGGGAUACAACCCUGGCAACGCAACAGCCACCAAAGUCUCCUCACUACUUGACCUCAGCACAGCAACGCUGUAUAACUCCAGCAAUGUCCUAACAGUCGUGACAGACUACACCGGUCACGACCAAACGAGCACCGGACCAGCCGGGGUAGAGAAUCCUCGCGGCGUCAUGGGCGCUACGCUUCUCAACGCCAACUCGACAGCGACCUUCACACAGUGGAAGAUCCAAGGCAACGCUGGUGGGAGCAGUAACAUCGAUCCUGUGCGAGGCCCUCUGAAUGAGGAUGGCUUGUGUGGCACGCGACUAGGCUGGCAUCUACCGGGCUUCGAUACUUCUGGUGCAGCUUGGUCAGAUGGCUCGCUGCUGACUGGGUUGAACAAGAGCGGCAUUAACUGGUACGUCUCGACCUUCGACCUGAAUCUGGACGAGAAUCUGGACGUACCGCUUGGCAUUGAAUUGGGUGCGCCCGAAGGAACCGUUGCGAGCGUACAGCUGUACAUGAACGGGUAUCAGUAUGGCAAGUACAUACCACAAAUUGGACCUCAGACCAGGUUCCCAAUCCCACCCGGGGUCAUUAACAACCGCGGCACCAACACUCUCGCCGUAGCGUUAUGGGCACAGACAGAUGCUGGAGCGAAACUGUCGAACGCUGAGUUGUUUGCCUAUGGCCAGUACCAGACCGGCUUCAACUUCAAUCAGGAUUGGAGCGAACUACAGCCUAGGUGGACAGAGGAUAGGCUACAGUAUGCGUAG